This is a messenger RNA of Necator americanus (New World hookworm), 204 nucleotides long. RefSeq lists its product as uncharacterized. The record is from RefSeq and is a predicted model, not a curated record. NCBI's taxonomy places the organism in Eukaryota, Metazoa, Nematoda, Chromadorea, Rhabditida, Ancylostomatidae. The transcript has 3 exons. The coding region runs from base 1 to 204 and encodes 67 amino acids.
AUGGAAGACUACGGAGAGGGAGACGUGGAACAUCUCUCCUACGUGUCCAGAGCGGACUCGGUUCGUACCCUAGUAGGGUUCAUGAUAUCCGAGACUAUUCGGCUUUGUUGUCCACAUGAUUUCUUGGAAACAGCUCCCAACGCUAUGGAAGAGUUACAUUUGCCACAAGAUUCAAUCCAUCUUAUCAAAUUCCCGCCGAAUUAA